Molecule: messenger RNA, 859 nt
Organism: Poecile atricapillus (Black-capped chickadee)
Lineage: Eukaryota; Metazoa; Chordata; Aves; Passeriformes; Paridae
Product: GTPase KRas
Exons: 5
Coding region: 281-847 (188 amino acids)
Biological process (GO): Ras protein signal transduction
Cellular component (GO): plasma membrane
Molecular function (GO): GTPase activity; GTP binding; GDP binding
Source: RefSeq, a predicted model, not a curated record
AGCCCUGCCCGUCCCCCGCCAUUUCGCACCGGGACGGGAAGGGACGGGACGCGACGCCAGGCGGAGAGGGAAGGGAAAGGAGAGAAAAGGAAGGGACGCGACGCGACCCGGGCACGGUGGGUGCCGGGAGCUCCCGUGGCACGGCCAGCCAGGGAGGGAGCUGCUUCCCGGUAAUAGUAGAGGAUCCUGACGCUGAAUGAGAAGGCACCGGCAGCAUCCUCGUUAGUGGGAGCCCAGCUCUGCUUAAUGUUGGUUUCUUUGUCAUCAGGUCUGCUAAAAAAUGACAGAGUAUAAACUUGUGGUGGUUGGAGCUGGUGGUGUAGGCAAGAGCGCCUUGACAAUACAGCUAAUCCAGAAUCACUUUGUGGAUGAAUAUGACCCCACAAUAGAGGAUUCCUACAGGAAGCAAGUAGUAAUUGAUGGAGAAACCUGUCUCUUGGAUAUUCUUGAUACAGCAGGUCAAGAAGAGUACAGUGCAAUGAGGGACCAAUAUAUGAGAACAGGGGAAGGCUUUCUGUGUGUGUUUGCCAUAAACAAUACAAAGUCUUUUGAAGAUAUUCACCAUUAUAGGGAACAAAUAAAGAGAGUUAAAGACUCAGAAGAUGUCCCAAUGGUGCUAGUAGGAAACAAAUGUGAUUUGCCUUCCAGAACAGUAGACACAAAACAAGCUCAGGAUUUAGCAAGAAGUUACGGAAUUCCUUUCAUUGAAACAUCAGCAAAGACAAGACAGGGUGUUGAUGAUGCCUUCUACACAUUAGUUCGAGAAAUCAGAAAACACAAAGAGAAGAUGAGCAAAGACGGUAAAAAGAAGAAAAAGAAGACAAAGACAAAGUGUAUAAUUAUGUAAAUACAAUUUAUC